GUCACCCCCACCCCCACCCCCACCCCCUAAAAAGCUAAGCUAUGCCGCCAAAACCCUUAUAAAAUCCCCCCCUCUCCUCACCCAAGCUACUUCAAUUCUCCUCUCUCAAUCCCACUCACAAUAUACAUGAUAUAUACACACAAAUAGCUAGAGAGAGAGAGAGAGAGAGAGAGAGAGAGAGAGAGAGAGAGAGAGAGAAUGGAGGUUAUGAAAAACAAUACUAAUAAGCAGCAAACGGGGUUGGAAGUGCAGCAGACCCCGCCACCACCGUCGCAGUCGCCGCUACGGAAGAUAAUAAUGGUGGCGUCGAUAGCGGCGGGUGUGCAGUUCGGGUGGGCCCUACAGCUGUCCCUCCUGACGCCGUACGUCCAGCUCCUCGGCAUCCCGCACACGUGGGCCGCCUUCAUCUGGCUCUGCGGGCCCAUCUCCGGCAUGAUCGUCCAGCCCCUCGUCGGCUACUACUCCGACCGCUGCACCUCCCGCUUCGGCCGCCGCCGCCCCUUCAUCGCCGCCGGCACUACCCUCGUCGCCGCCGCCGUCUUCCUCAUUGGCUUCGCUGCCGACAUCGGCGUGGCCUCCGGCGACCACCCGGACAAGACCCCCAAGCCCCGGGCCAUCGCCGUCUUCGUCGUCGGCUUCUGGAUCCUCGACGUCGCGAACAACAUGCUCCAGGGCCCGUGCCGCGCCUUUCUUGCAGAUCUCUCCGGCGACAACAACCAGAAGACGCGUACAGCAAACGCGUUCUACUCCUUCUUCAUGGCUGUCGGCAACGUCCUCGGUUACGCCGCCGGCAGCUACACCCACCUCUACAAAAUCUUCCCUUUCACCGCCACAAAAGCGUGUGACAUCUACUGCGCGAAUCUGAAGAGCUGUUUUUUCAUCUCCAUUUUUCUGUUACUCACUCUAACCACCAUCACUCUGAUUACUGUGAGCGAAACCGUGAUUUCCUCACCGGAACCGGAGAUGACCGGUGGGCUAAACGGGAUCGACAAGGAAGGCGAACGGGCUAAGCCGGUCCCGUUCUUCGGGGAAAUAUUCGGUGCGCUCAAGGACUUGCCUAGGCCCAUGUGGAUGUUGCUCCUGGUGACGUGUCUCAACUGGAUUGCGUGGUUCCCGUUCCUGCUGUUCGACACGGAUUGGAUGGGGAGGGAGGUGUACGGUGGUAAGGUAGGGGAAGGGACGGCGUACGGGCACGGCGUGCGGGCCGGCGCGCUCGGUCUGAUGCUGAACUCGGUGGUGCUGGGGGUGGUGUCGCUCGGGGUGGAGCACCUGUCGCGCGGGCUCGGCGGGGUGAAGCGCCUGUGGGGGGUGGUGAAUAUCCUGCUGGCGGUCUGUCUGGCCAUGACGGUGGUGAUCACGAAGCAGGCCCAGUCGACCCGGCACGCGGCCAUGGCACGUAACGGCGGCAUCGUGCCGUCGCAGCCGGAUGCAGGGGUGAAGAUCGGCGCGCUGACGCUGUUCGCCGUGCUCGGAAUCCCUCUGGCGAUAACGUACAGCAUUCCCUUCGCUAUGGCAUCCAUUUUCUCUAGCACUGCUGGCGCAGGACAAGGUCUCUCACUUGGAGUUCUGAAUCUUGCAAUUGUUGUACCUCAGAUGGUGGUGUCUGUACUCAGUGGACCGUGGGAUGCUCUCUUUGGUGGCGGCAACUUGCCGGCAUUUGUUGUAGGAGCCAUCGCAGCUGCAGCGAGCGCGGUGUUUGCAUUUACCAUGCUCCCAUCACCACCACCCGAUGCGCCAUCGUUGAAGAUUCCGGCUGGUGCAUUUCAUUGAGUCUAACUUUUAUUUAUUUCCCCUUGUUUUUUUGGUUUUCUGUAAUUUGGGGCUUGUAACAAUGACCAUUUCUGGGUCUAAUAGCGUCAUUGCGUCACGGACUGUGCCCAUUCGCUAAAAGCGUGGUACAGUUUCAUGGUGUAAUCAUAGAGCUUUGUGUGUGAUCUUGUGUUUUAAUAUCAAUGAAAGAAGGUACUUCCAAGUGGUUAAAUGUGAA
This is a messenger RNA of Rhododendron vialii, 1987 nucleotides long. Its product is annotated as sucrose transport protein-like. Gene Ontology annotation, cellular component: plasma membrane; vacuole. Bases 199 to 1770 code for a protein of 523 amino acids. Gene Ontology annotation, biological process: sucrose transport. The record is from RefSeq and is a predicted model, not a curated record. Gene Ontology annotation, molecular function: sucrose:proton symporter activity. NCBI's taxonomy places the organism in Eukaryota, Viridiplantae, Streptophyta, Magnoliopsida, Ericales, Ericaceae. The transcript is spliced from 5 exons.